Messenger RNA from Centropristis striata (black sea bass), 2309 nucleotides. RefSeq names its product dolichyldiphosphatase 1 (gene dolpp1). Gene Ontology annotation, biological process: lipid biosynthetic process; protein N-linked glycosylation. NCBI's taxonomy places the organism in Eukaryota, Metazoa, Chordata, Actinopteri, Perciformes, Serranidae. Gene Ontology annotation, cellular component: endoplasmic reticulum membrane; intracellular membrane-bounded organelle. The record is from RefSeq and is a predicted model, not a curated record. The transcript is spliced from 9 exons. Gene Ontology annotation, molecular function: dolichyldiphosphatase activity. Bases 81 to 980 code for a protein of 299 amino acids.
UCUGUCUGGAGUUUGCACUUGUUCAGGUUUUUGCUGUUUGCUUUGUGUGUCCUGUUUUGUCAGUCUGAGUGCACCUGUUCAUGACUGACUUUUGUAGGCAGCCUGUUAGUGUUUCUGCUGUGUGUUGGGCUGCUCUCCAGUACGCGGCUGGGAUUGGACGGCUGCUCGGCUGCCGGGGCCGCUUGAACACGGAGCUCCGCUCACCAUUGGUUAGACACGUGUUGGGGCGUUUCACUGGGACUGCCCGGUUGUGUCCGGGUAAGAUGGCGUUGGAAGAGCAGUGCUCGGCACCACCUCGAUGGCGGUCCAUAUCUCUGACACACGUAGAGUUCCCGGAGGAUGAUCUGACGGGACAAGUGCUGGCCUACAUCAGCCUUCUACCCAUAGCAAUCCUUGUGGGUUUUGUCACACUCAUAGUGUUUAAACGGGAGCUGCACACGAUUUCCUUCUUUGGUGGGCUCAUCCUGAAUGAAGGGGUAAACUGGCUGCUUAAGCACAUUCUCAGAGAGCCGCGCCCAUGUGCAGGAGCUCACACAACACUGCACACAGAGUAUGGGAUGCCCUCCAAUCAUUCCCAGCUUAUGUGGUUCUUUGUUGUUUACUUCUUUCUUUUCCUUUAUUUAAGAAUGCAUCAAACGAACAAUGCUCGAUGUGUGGACCUGCUGUGGAGACACAUACUGUCCAUCAUCCUGUUGGGCAUGGCCUUAUCAGUCUCAUACAGCAGGGUCUACCUGUUGUAUCACACCUGGAGUCAGGUUUUCUAUGGCGGAGUGGCCGGUAGUACGAUUGGCAUAAUCUGGUUCUUUUUCACACAAGAGGUGCUGACACCAUUAUUCCCCAAAAUAGCAGCGUGGCCAAUAUCAGAGUACUUCCUGGUGCGAGACACAAGCCUGAUCCCCAACAUCCUAUGGUUUGAGUAUACAGUGACCAGAUCAGAGGCAAGGAACAGACAACGAAAGCUUGGAACAAAACUUCAGUGAGCUACACAGUUCUUCUGUGAAACUGAGUUUAGGACCACACGCACACACACACAUGCUCACACACUCAUGUACACACACACAAACAAAUGCUCACUAGACAAAAACACACUGGAGAACCAUCUUUUGGACUGACGUGGUUGCAAGGAGAAAAGGGCAAAAACCGUUUACAGGUGGCGAAAGAGUGCCUGGACCUGGCCCGGAGCCUACAGCCUGAGCAAGUCCGUCCACACGCCUCUCCUUCUUGUACAGCUUGCCCAAAAUGCUCUUCAAUGCAUGCAAGACUGUGCAAGAGGCAUACUAUUUAAUGAUAGAUUAAUAUAUAUAUAUUUUAACUAUAAACGCACGCUGACAGUAACAGUGUACUGUAAGCCUAAAAAAAGGAGGCUUUGGUCAAGUUUCAAACAAAUUGGUGGGCGUCAUUGCAGCAUGUACUUAGUGAUUCCUUUUUUUAAAUAUUCGGAUGGAUAGCUGGUGGGAACGGGCGGGGAGGGGGGGUUGGUUACGGCUAGGUUUGGGGUAUGUGGAAUUAACCAUUUUUCAUUGUUAUAUAAUAGAAAAUGAACAAUUUCUAAAAUUGGUUAUGAUGUAAUAUAAAUAAAAAUUUGCACUUUGUGAAUUUACAAGUUAAAAAAAAGACAACUAACACUAGUUAAAUGUUAAGACCCUCCCCCUCUUUUCCCUCAUCAGUCUUUGCUUUGUGUCUAUGACUGUCAGUCCUAAUAUAUUAGACUCCAAAGCUGAUCUUCAAGCAGUGUAAAGUUAAUCUGUACUAUUGAACAUCGAGGUUGUGCUUUCUGUUCAUAUCCACGUUUGAGGAUUAUGGGACCGAAUCACAGCGGCAGGUUUCAGUUGUUUUUUGUUGUUGAACACACUUUGGACCGAGGUGGUGUUUUCUAAAUGCCUCACACACAGUAGCAGCCUGGGAACAGGAUUCUGGGAAUCAGUUUUUUUUAAUUCAUUUAGUUUCUUAUCUUGUUUUCUGCUGUUGCAGAGGACUGUUUUCUCUUUACCUGCAUUUCCAAGAUAACAUUCCAUAUCAUUUAGUGAGAAUAAAGACUGCUGAGGGGAGAUGUUUUCUUUUUGUAUUUUUUAUUUUAUUUUUUUGAAGAAAGGAGAAAAAAAGCCUCAGGUCAGUCGUAGCAUGUGAUUAUGCUUAAUUCCUCACAGCCCACGGCAGCUAAUGUUCACAGCUGUCAUGUGGGGAUCUAAAGCUGAUUUAAAACUGUCAUAUCAUUAGCUCCACAAAGGGAAGUAGUUCUCUUAGAAUUUGAUUUUUUUUUUCAUGUGUAACCUAUAUCAGGCUGAAUUAAAAUGUGUUUAUGUACAAAA